AUGAGAGAGAGAGACAAGAAAUUGAGAUGUUUGAAGAGUCAUUGUAACACCAAGGCUGUUUUCAGCAUGCGUGACUUUUGGGAGAUCAUUUCGGAUGAGCAUGGCAUCUCUCCUAUUGGAGAGUACCAGGGGGAUUCCGACCUCCAGCUGGAACGAAUAAAUGUGUACUACAACGAGGCACAAGGUGGACGAUAUGUUCCCAGAGUCAUGCUGGUUCUAAGGAAAGAAGCCGAGGAUUGUGAUUUACUGCAAGGGUUUCAACUGACGCAUUCUCUUGGAGGAGGAACUGGAAGUGGAAUGGGGACACUUUUGAUAUCAAAAAUGCGUGAGGAUUAUCCUGACAGGAAGUGA
This is a messenger RNA of Notodromas monacha, 351 nucleotides long. The record is from the annotation of a GenBank genome assembly. NCBI's taxonomy places the organism in Eukaryota, Metazoa, Arthropoda, Ostracoda, Podocopida, Cyprididae.